Messenger RNA from Vigna umbellata (rice bean), 2589 nucleotides. RefSeq names its product cyclic nucleotide-gated ion channel 1-like. Gene Ontology annotation, cellular component: membrane. Gene Ontology annotation, biological process: monoatomic ion transport; transmembrane transport. The record is from RefSeq and is a predicted model, not a curated record. Gene Ontology annotation, molecular function: monoatomic ion channel activity. NCBI's taxonomy places the organism in Eukaryota, Viridiplantae, Streptophyta, Magnoliopsida, Fabales, Fabaceae.
AUUUUGCAUGUGUGGAAGAGUGAUGACUUGACUCUUCUCACAUGGUUGACUUGGUCUCAGAAAGCUUCUCUCCCUCUCUUUCUUCGUUCUUUCUCCUUCUCUUUAUCUUUUCACAGCCACAUCAAUAAAAGCACAAUCAUUCCCUCUCUCAACUCUGAACUCUCCCUGUUCCAUUCAAGCCUACAACCUAUUACUGCAUUUAACGAAACAUUCCAUGUUUAAGGUCACAAUAAUCUUCUGUUUCUGCAAAGCUUGAGGGAGAACGAAAACUGCUGAAGUAGAGUCUAAUCAUGAAUGGAAAAGGACAUAGAUUUGUGAGGUUUGAAGAUUGGCAAUCGGAGUCAUCUUUUAGCAUAGAGCAAAACGAUCACAAAAGAAGACCAAGUGUGUUUGAAGUUUUGAAGAGUAUAGGAAGAAGGGUUGAGGGUAGUUCAGAGAAGAUGAAGAACUUAAGAAGAGUUUCAGCUGUUCAUCCCUUAAGUGAUGGACAGAAAAAGCUGCCACCUAGGAAGAAAAUUCUUGAUCCACAGAGUUCAAUGCUUCAGAAAUGGAACAAAAUCUUUGUAAUUUCGUGUGUGUUGGCAGUCUCUGUGGACCCGUUCUUCUUUUACAUUCCAGUGAUUGGUAAUGAGAAAAAAUGCCUUGAGUUGAGUGGGUCAUUGCAGAUCACUGCCAGUGUUUUUCGCACCUUCUUUGAUCUAUUCUACAUUCUUCGCAUAAUCUUUCAGUUUAAGACAGGGUUUAUUCCCCCUUCUUCUCGUGUUUUUGGAAGGGGUGAGCUCGUUGAUGAUCCUUUGGCUAUAUCGAAAAGAUACUUAACUUCAUACUUCAUCAUCGACAUUCUAUCAAUUAUUCCACUUCCACAGGUGAUUGUUUUAGCCAUACAUCCAAACAUGAAAACAGAUCCAUUUAUAGCAAAGGAUUUGUUGAAGUAUUCUGUAUUAAUCCAGUAUGUGCCAAGGCUUCUGCGGAUCCAUCCACUGUUCAAAGAAGUAACUAGAACUUCUGGCAUAUUGACUGAUACAGCAGGGGCUGGAGCUACUUAUAAUCUUUUUCUUUAUAUGCUAGCAAGUCAUGUAGUUGGAGCUUUCUGGUAUUUGCUCUCAGUAGAGUCAGAGCUGCGUUGCUGGCGCGAAAAGGUGAAGGGUGUAGACUUGAGUUGUAGAAACCGCAUCGCAGAAGACAUUUCAGCUCUCAAUAAAUCUUGUUCUUUGGUGGACCCUGAUGAUAUCAAAGACCGAGAAAGCUACAACUUUGGAAUCUUUUUUGAUGCUUUACAUUCCGGUGUGGUAAAAUCAACCACAGAUUUUCCUAAGAAGUUCUUCUACUGCUUUUGGUGGGGUUUGCGCAAUUUAAGUUCUCUUGGACAAAAUCUCAAGACAAGUACUUAUGUACCAGAGAUAAUAUUUGCAAUCUUCAUUUCCAUCUUUGGAUUAGUUUUAUUCUCGUUACUUAUUGGAAACAUGCAGAAAUAUUUGCAAUCUACAACUGUUCGAGUGGAGGAGAUGAGAGUGAAGAGACAGGACGCAGAACAGUGGAUGUCCCACCGUAUGCUACCUGAGAACUUGAAGGACAGAAUUAGACAAUAUGAACAGUAUCAAUGGCAAGAAAAUAGGGGUGUUGAGGAGGAGGCAUUGAUUCGUAACCUUCCUAAAGAUCUCAGAAGGGACAUAAAGCGUCACCUUUGUCUAGCUUUGGUUAUAAAGGUGCCAAUGUUUGAGAAAAUGGAUGGGCAGUUGUUGGAUGCAAUUUGCACUAGACUGAAGCCAGUCCUUUAUACUGAGAAGAGCCAAAUUUUUCGUGAAGGAGACCCAGUUGAUGAGAUGCUUUUCAUUAUGCGUGGAAAAGUCUCUACUGUGACGACAAAUGGUGGAAGAACUGGUUUCUUCAACUCCUUGUUUCUGGAAGCUGGUGCAUUCUGCGGAGAGGAGCUUCUGACAUGGGCCUUGGAUCCUAACUCCUCCUCGAAUCUUCCCAUUUCAACUAGGACAGUGGAAACCAUAUCAGAAGUUGAAGCCUUUGCUCUCAUGGCGGAUGAUUUGAAGCUUGUUGCCUCCCAAUUUCGCCGUCUUAGCAGCAAGCAGCUCCAACACGCUUUCAGGUUCUAUUCCUCACAGUGGAAGACAUGGGCUGCAUGUUUCAUACAAGCAGCUUGGCGUCGAUACUGGAAAAAGAAGGCUGAGAGGUCUUUGCACGUAGAAGAAGACAAGCUACAAGAUGCUUUGACAAAUGAUGACGGCGCUACUCUGAGCCUUGGCGCAACCAUAUAUGCAUCAAGGUUUGCUGCCAAUGCACUGCGAAACCUGAGAGAAAACAACAGACAGAAUAGAAUGCAACAGAGACUACUGCCUCUGCUACCUCCAAAGCCAGCCGAGCCAGACUUCACUUCUCUGAAACACUAACUUGGAUAUAUAUAGGAGUAAGGACAUGUUAUCCAUACUGCAUAGCUGUUGUGUGUGCAUAUUUUGGGAGGGUUUCUUAAGAAUUCAUUCAAUAAAUUAAUGUAUAUGUCGUAGCCAAAGCCUUUCACACGAUGUAUUUAAAUUUAACAAUAUCUAUGCAGAAUACAAACAAGAUGAUUGAAUUACA